AUGAAAGCAAGAAGUCGAAAUACACUUAUAACAGUUAAAAAUCCAAGUGAAGAUCAAUUCAUAAACUUACCAUAUGAUGCUCAUUGUCCAUGUUCUCGUAUAUCAUUAACCUAUGGUGAAUUUAUUUCAAUUCAAACUCGAUUUCAUCAGAUAUGUUCAAGUGAUUUUAUCUCUGAUCGAUGGAUUAAAACAAUUAAUUUUGGUUCAAAUACAACGUAUUUUUCCUCUUAUGACUUUCGAACAGAAGGAAGUGCAGUAUUCCAAUCCCUUGAAAGUUUUUGUCGACUUUCAAAAGAUUAUGCUAUUCAAAGUAUUGAUUCAUUUAAUAAAGAUUUAUUUAUAAGUCAAGAAGUUUUAAAAGAAUCUUUAUUUCAAUCACAAACAAAUGUUAUUAUUCAUCAAUUUCAGUUAUCAUCACCUAUUGAAUUCACAACACAAUUAUCAUUAAUAAGAAAAAUGAUAGCCGGAAACCGUUUUCUAUCUGCUCUUCAGACUAAUUAUAUGCAAUAUUAUGCAACUCUACCUAAUAUUGAGUAUUCUCCGCCUUAUAAUAGUAUAUUAAUGGAAAUUCCUGGAAUGGUGCAUGGCUGUUUACCAGUAAAUACAAUUCUUCUCUCAACAUUAGAAUGUUUUUACAAUCAAACAUGUUUAAAUGAUAUUGUUUCAUUCUUACAUACGAAUGAAACUUUCACAGCAAUGUCACAAUUGGAACAAAGUCGUUAUGAGUUAAAUUCAACAAUACAAACUAUUAUUGAUAAUUUAAUGAUUGAAGAAUGGGUGACCGAUAUUUCUUAUAAAAAAUAUUAUAAACAAUGUGCUCCAAUUUCAUGUACUUAUUUUAAGAAUGAAAAAUAUGCUUGGAAAUUUAUACUAAUACAAUUAAUUGGUUUAUUAGGAAGCCUAACAAUGAUAUGUAGUGUUAUUAUAGAAAAUAUAGUGAAAUUCAUUCGACGACUACCAUCUCAAAAUAUAGAAUCAAUACCUUUAACAAUAAAGAUCAAAAGACUUUUGAGAAAAAAUUUAAUUGAACUAAAUAUGUUUAAAGCUAAUAGAAGUAAUCAAUAUCAAAUCAAUUAUCAAAGAAUUGCAACUCGAUUGUACUUAUUUCUUCUUCUCAUUUCGCUUAUUAUAAGUAGUUUUUAUUUAUUACUCAAUGAAGAUCUUCAAGAAAAAACAAUUCAUCAACCAUCAGAAUUUCAAUAUGAAAAACUUGAAAAAACUUAUUCUUCAAAUCUUUAUUGUCCAUGUUCAACAGUCUCAAUGAGUUAUUCAACAUUUAUUACGAUUGAAUCUUACUUUCAUCAAGUAUGUUCAAGUGAUUUAAUAUCAGAUAGAUGGAUUAAUUAUAUCAAGGGUGAUGAUAUAAUGAACGAUUAUCUUGCAAUAUUUGACUAUCAAAAUUCUGGUGUAUUUCACUUUCAGUUAUUGUCAUUAUUAUGUCAACAUGCUCAACAAACACUUAAUAUUAGUAUCAAAACAUUUCUUCAAACACAAUUUCUUUCUUCACAAGUUAUUUCUCAAAAUCGAUUUGAAGCUAAAAUUAAUUCAUCUAUUAAUGAUUGGAAAUCUCAAACUAUUGAUCAAUUUUUAGAAACAAUAAAAAUAUUUCAAGCUGUAUCACAUGGAAAUCAACUUGUUAGUGAGCUGUUUCAUUAUUAUAUUCCUCAUAUAGACUCGAAUGAUACAAAAAUAAAUCUUAAAUUAGUAGAAUAUUUCAAUUGUUCAUGUACUUUAUCUUCAUCAUGUCUUAUCCCUAUCGGUCUGUACGGUAGCGAUAUAUACUAUUUGGAGACUCCCGUAUUAUUUAUUAAAAUCCAAAAUUUUUUUCUGGGUUGUUCCCAAAUCGAAGGAUUAAUGAAAUCAACUUUAGAAUGUUUCUAUAAUCUAUCAUGUAUGAUUGAAUUCGAUAAAUAUUUUAAUAUUCCUCUUGGAUCAUCUUUUAAUUUUUCAAAUUUAAAUGAAAAUCUUAGUUCAUCGAAUGAAAUAGUGGGAUCAAUUAUCAAUAGACUUAUGAUUGAUUCUUGGACAUCAAAUAUUUCAUUUUCUUCAUAUUAUUAUAAAUGUUCUCCAGUAUCAUGUACAUAUGAAUAUAUUAGUCGAAAUGAUUUAUUCUUUAUUAUAACAACAAUUCUUGGUAUUUUUGGUGGUUUAUCUCUUGGAUUAAAACUACUGAUAUUAAUUAUUCUUCGAUUUAUUGAGAAUACAAUCAAUAAUAAUAAUAAUAAUUCUUUUAAUGGAUUUAUAAUAAUGAUAAAAAGCUUAUUUGUUUGUAAUACUGAACAACGUCUUAUUAAUCGACUUCAUUUAAUUUUUCUUUUACUAACAUUAUACUUAAUAUUUCUAUUUUCUGCUUUUAAACCAAAAACAGUUAUUGCUCAAAUAAUAAAACCAUCACUUUCAAAUUAUAAAGAUUUAUUAAAAGAUCAUUCUUAUUCUCUUCAAUGUUCUUGUUCACAAAUAUCUAUUCCAUAUGAAACAUUUCUCUAUAUUGAACCUCGUUUUCAUGAUUUAUGUUCAAGUCAAUUUAUUUCUGAUGAAUGGAUUCAUUAUAUUUAUGGCGAAGGUAAUCUUUCUCGUCGAUUUUCAUUCGAUGAUUAUCGUUAUUCAGCUCCUGGACAAUUUCUUUCACUUUCUUCACUUUGUAAACUUAGUCAAGAAAAAGUAAAUUAUACCCUUUCGCAAUUUCUGACAAGCUAUUUUAUGAAUUCUCAGCUUUUACUUGAAAAUGUUUUAAUUGAACAAAUUGAAAUAACUCUAAAUCGACUUCAAUUAACUGCAUCCAAAUCAUUUAUUAAUCUUUUUAAUUUAAUUCGUGAAAUAAUUGGUUCGAAUAUGAUUAUGAGUGGAUGGAUCACAAAUUGGGAGCUUGCUCUUGAAAAUGAAUAUUAUUUUUAUUUACCUGUACAUACAGUACCUGUAAGUUAUCAUCAAUGUAAUUGUGGAUUAUCAUUUAAAUGUACUCAACCAUCAGGAGAUAUGAUGAGUGGUUGUUAUCCACUUGAAUCUAUUCUUCAAACAAAACUUGCCUGCUUUUAUGAUCAAAAUUGUAUCGAUUCAAAUGGAAAUUUUACAAGAUUAAAUAUGUCAACAUUGGAAAAAAGUCAAUUUAAUUUAAAUUCAACAGUUGAAUUAAUUUUAAAUAAUUUAACAAUUGAAGAGUAUAAAAUUGAUUUAUCAUAUGAAAAUUAUUUUAAUCAAUGUAAACCACUAUCAUGUUCAUACUCUUAUAUUAAAACUCAUGAUGUAACUCAAACAAUAAUAUCUCUCAU
This is a messenger RNA of Rotaria sp. Silwood1, 3269 nucleotides long. NCBI's taxonomy places the organism in Eukaryota, Metazoa, Rotifera, Eurotatoria, Philodinida, Philodinidae. The record is from the annotation of a GenBank genome assembly.